ACGGCGGCCCGGUUGCCGCGGGAUGCCGGGCGCGGUGCCCGAGCCUUGCGGCCACCCGGGGCCGGAACGUUCCGUGCGCGGCCGCGCGUUCCGGGGGAAGGAUCUGCGCGAGGGACACCGGCGCCGCCAUCAUGGCGGCCUGAGGCGCGGCGGGCACGGCGCCGGGAGCGGCAGGACCGGAGGCCAGGCGGAGAGAUUGAAAACCUAGAAUGGCAGGAGAACAGAAACCAUCCUGCAAUCUUCUUGAGCAGUUUAUUUUACUAGCCAAAGGUACAAGUGGCUCUGCUCUGACUGCCCUUAUAAAUCAAGUGCUGGAGGCUCCUGGGGUUUAUGUCUUUGGAGAGCUCUUGGAGUUAACAAAUGUACAAGAGCUUGCUGAAGGGUCUAAUGCUGCUUAUUUCCAGUUGCUGAACCUGUUUGCAUACGGAACGUACCCAGACUAUGUAGCAAACAAAGAUAACCUGCCUGAAUUAACAGUGACUCAAAAAAACAAGCUGAAACACUUGACGAUUGUAAGCCUGGCUUCCAGAAUGAAGUGCAUUCCCUAUUCUGUGUUGCUGAAGGACCUGGAUAUGAGGAAUUUGAGGGAGCUGGAAGACUUAAUUAUUGAAGCAGUUUAUACAGAUAUUAUCCAAGGGAAGCUGGAUCAACGAAACCAGGUGCUAGAGGUGGAUUUUUGUAUCGGCAGAGACAUUCAGAAGAAGGACAUCAGCAAUAUUGUCAAAACACUCCAGGAAUGGUGUGAUGGUUGUGAAGCAGUUCUUUUAGGAAUUGAGCAGCAAGUACUUAGAGCCAACCAAUACAAAGAGAAUCAUCACCGAACUCAGCAGCAGGUAGAGAUGGAGCUGUUAGAGAGCACCAGUUCCUGCAGGAUCACCUGCCAGCUGUGAUGCUAUACCUUUUACAUCAUGACUGUGAGAUGACACCUCUCCUUGCUGGCAGACAAACCAGGUGGGUAGGCAUUGCUCCUCAGAGCUGUUCUGCAUCUGGGGAGGCACAGGCUGUUGCCUGGUUUAGCGUAAUGGAAAUCAAGGACAAUGUUGUAAAUAAGGGGCAAAGCACGGAGCUGUGUCCUAUUGCAGCUUCUGCUGUUGCAGAAAGCAACUUUGGGCAAAUCAGCUCCUCUGCAGCUGCAUUUCCCAAGACAGCCUCUCUCUUCCAUGCUGACUUUGCGACAGGUUUGUAAAGUGCUUUGGUCUCCUGGCUGGGCAGAGGUUCCUUGAUGAUGGAAUUGAAGAUGCGUAUGUAUGGGAGGAGGGGAAUCUUAAAGCUUUCAAGUUUUUCUAGAAGUCAUCUUUCUCCUGUGUACCAUAUACUCUUCUUUUCCCUGAUGCAGAUGAGGUGGUCCACUGUGGGAAUAUCAGCCUGGAGUAUUAUGGGUAAUAUGCCAGGUUAAUUAUGGAGGGGGCAGGAAAAAUAGCCUGUGCCGUUUUCAACAAUAUCAAAGGGAUGCUACCUAAUGAUUUUCCUAUUAGUUCUUUUCCCAGCCUGCCAGAGUCACUGCAGAGGUGUCAUUUACAAAAGCAGUUUGCAACUCAUUACCCUGGAUUUUCACUGUAGUUCUGCUCCAGAGAGCGUAGGCUUUUGCUGUGUGCCCCAACCUAAUGAAUUGCCUGAUUCAGUUAGUGCUGCCAUCCCUUCUGACAAGGUUAGUUGCUGACUGACAGGAAGGGGACUGAAUUCAAUUCCCUUCUUGUUUUUGACUAACACUUGUGUCAAGUGCAGGCUCCCUCUGGAAGCUGCCCUGUGAUCCUUUCCCUUUGUUUUCCUGUGUUCUGAGGAAAGCAGCCCAUGCUUGGAGAAGUCCUAGAGCAAGUGGCAGGGGCAUGUGUGUUGCUGCCCACGGCAGUCCCUGCUCAGUGCCUCAAGUCCUUUUCCAGCUGGAAAAUUCCAAUGCUUUCCUGCUCUGGGGCUAUAGGCUUUUCUUUUUCUUCAUUGGUUUGGGAUUUGCUGUCACCUGAGCUGGGCUUUGUAACCCUUCAGCAAUAAAUACCUUGGAAAAGUUGCAUUAAUGGUACCAGGGAAAAACAUGCAAUGUGGGCUGGGGGUACAGAACUGAUUUCCCAUAUGUUAGAGGACAAUUGUGUCCCUGUUGUGGGAGCUCCCAAGGUCUGCUCCGGCCUGUUUGGGCUUUACAAGGCACUUGUACAAGACCACAGGAGAAAGCUCUUACCCUUUUUCGCUAGGGAGCAGCAUGCUUUUUCAGGCCGGAGGCCUGUGGCUCAUGUCAUGCUAGGAAUAGCUCCUGGAGAAGAGAAAUUGAGGCUGUUCCUCUGUCAUGUCGCAAGUGCUCCCACUUGGAAGCUGAAUGUGGCUACUGCUGGUUCAGCUGGUAGCACAGUAAAUGUGUAGGUCCCGUGGGUGCUAGUUUGACCUUGGUGUGGGCAGAGGAGCUUAAGACUCCUGCCACCCUCACUUCCAGGUGUAUGCACACACCUCUGCUCAAUGCCGUUCUCUGAGCCUGCUGCUGAGACACCAGGUGCCACCCCCCUGAGGCUGCAGCUUGCAUCCAGGACAGCUCUCGCUGUUCAGUUAUGCUGUCUGGCUGGGACGUGGCAAGGGAGUUUUCCAGUGCUGGCCCUCGAUCCUUUUGCUGGAUGUCUUGAGGAUUUGACCUAGCUGACCCACAAAGGAAGCAGUGAUGUGAGAUCGAUUUGUUUCUGCUGCACUUGAUGCCUCCUCCCCUCUUAAUUAGAUUCCUGUGGCCCCUCUCUUUCCUGCUGGCUUUGUUUCCUGCUGAGCCACUGUCAGGGAGACCCAAUUGUGGCCUUUCCAGGUGCUUGCUGUGCUCUAAUGAGCCGUUUCCAUUUCCUAUUCUGGCCUGCCCACAGAACCGAGGAAGGUGCUUGUCAGCGCUCUGAAAACUGACCUCUACUCACAGUGCCACUCUCUGCCCAUCAGACCCGCUGGUCUGGCUGUGCCAUGUGGGUGCUAAGGUUGAGUGGAUCUGGAAGUUUUCCCAAGUGCUCUUUCACCUGAGUUCUGCCUUCUCUCUUGCAUAUUGGCUCACCCCCUCCACAUGGGCACGAUGUUCCCAUCCUGCUGGUGGGAAACCAGCAUGCUGAGGGACAGGGUGACUUAUCCCUGGUCAGAGCGAAAGCAGCAAAGCGAGGAGCCAAGCUGUUAUCCCCUCUUUCUGCACAGGGAGCUCUCACUCUGAUCGCUUUCCUUCUGCCAAACUAGUGUCCUUUUGCAGUGCAGCUUUGUCCUUUUCCUUGGGCUUGCUCUUUUCCAGGAAGCCUGGGUGGAUGGAAGGAAUCCAUGCUGCGGGGCUGUGCUUCUCCCCUUGGAGUACGCUGCAGAGGAGAAAUGGGAAUCGAGACAGUAUGCAACCCCAGGCUGUGAUCUCUGGGAUUUCCCCCAACCUGACCUCAGGUUCUGCCCCACUUAGGUGGUCGAAUUUUGUGGAUUGAGUCCCUGAGACCGAGUUCCCUCUGCUCUGUUGAGGAGAGCCCCUCUGUCACUAUGCAGAUGGUUUCGUUCCAGCUCUGGCUUUGCAGCAAAAAGCCAAAACUGGAAGGGGAAUUGGCCCCACCUUGGUCCCCACCUGGUACUCUGUUGUGGUCAGUGCUCUGGCUUCAUGCUUGAGGACCCUGAGGCGGACCUGCACUACCACCUUCUUAUACCACUGUUCAGACCUGGUGCGCGAGGUCUGAACAGCAAGUGAUUCCUUAUUGUCCCGUAGGUUUGCUGGGUGGCAGUGGACAGUCCCCUCUGAUGAGCAUCUCUUUAGGAGCUCCUGUUACAGUCUCUCCUUUGCGCUAAGGAUGUAUGGAGCUGGUAGGGUGGCCUUCAGAAGUGUUGUACUUGCCUUGCUGAGCCCUGACAGUGGGUUGUCACUACCUACAGGCAUCUCUGGAGGGCUGUAGCUGACCCUCAGGCAGGGCACCAGGCUGCCAGCCACCUGUUCUGCCUCCCUUCCUCCCAGGGUCUAGAGUUGGUUCCCCACAGGCAACAUCUUGUGUGGUCUGUCAGCUGCUGCUCCCCAUCCAGCUGGACCCUGGACAUUGUGAGGUGGGUACCUGCCUCUGAUUGAGGCUUUGCACGUAUGAGGCUAGAAAUGUCAUGUGCACGCUCCUAACCAGAUGAUUGAGCUGUCGGGUGUCUGGAUAAAUCCCCUCGUUCUGUAAACCUAAUGUUCUCUAAUAGCUGGGGAGAGUCUGGCUGGAGGUUUCUAUGGUUUCCUGGUGGUUGCUACGGAAAAGGAUCUCUUUGCUUCUAGGUCUUGGUGACUUUGUUUUUGCCCUGUCCUAGGCACUGGAGCCCUGCAGAACAUAAUGGUUGUUGUUCCCCAGCCCACUACAAUGGUCAGGGCAUAAUUUGUGACUCCUGUCACGGCUGGGCUGGGCGCCUGCCACUCUGUUUUUCUCUAAGGCCUCUUUGAAGAUUGAGACCAAAGAGCCUUCAUCCAGGAGUCUGCGUGUUUGCUGUGCUCCCCACCCCCUCGCUUGCUGUUUCCUUUAGAGCUCCAAGUCAUUUUAACAAUUUAUUUCAUGCACUUUACAUAGCAAGAAGCUGUAGCAACAGCUGUGUCCGUGAAUCCUUACCAGGCAGCCCUCAGUAUAUUUUGGUCUGUCUAUGUAUUGUCCCAGGCACAGUUAAAUAAAUCACUGCUGGAGGAAGGGACUUUACAGCUUAGCAGCAAAGGUUUGGCAAAUGGGAGUAUCAACAAGAUACUCAGGGAGCUGCUGGAUCCUAGAAUAACAGCACUUCUGGCAUAAAGCUCUGUUCCCACCAGCACAGCCGGGGGCCAGAUCCAGCACAGUCUCUUUGUUGCUGUCAGCAGGGACUGCAGCUCCGUACAGCGCCCAGUGGUAAAGCUAUAGUUACAGGAUGAAAUUUGGACCCAAACCUGCAGGCUGGAAGCAGUUAAAAUGCGUCUAGGCCAAAUGCUGCUCUUGUCUCGCUGCUAUCAAUCCAUGUCUAGGCUGUUGAACAUGAUGGGCUUAUUUCCACGGGUACCAUUCAGGAUCUGGGCACAGAUGAGCUGCCCGAGGCCAUGUGCUCGCAGGGAGUUCAGUUGGGUUCUGCAGCUGCACGCCGCGCUGGGCAGGAUCUGGUCCAUCAGAGCAUCAUGGAAUUGGGCACAAGUUUACUUUUGCAUAUGGGAUUAAAGCUUAAAAUAUCAGCUGGCCUUUUUCUUGCUCCUUACUUUUCUAAAACAUCUGAACAACUUCUUCUUGAACUCUGUUAAAAUCAGUCAAUCUGACAUUAAAAUUGUAUGUGAAUUUGAUAAAUAAAGACAGGUUACAAAAUGCCA
This is a messenger RNA of Falco peregrinus (peregrine falcon), 5260 nucleotides long. RefSeq names its product COP9 signalosome subunit 7B (gene COPS7B). Gene Ontology annotation, cellular component: COP9 signalosome. The record is from RefSeq and is a predicted model, not a curated record. The coding region runs from base 210 to 890 and encodes 226 amino acids. NCBI's taxonomy places the organism in Eukaryota, Metazoa, Chordata, Aves, Falconiformes, Falconidae. Gene Ontology annotation, biological process: COP9 signalosome assembly. The transcript is spliced from 7 exons.